AUGCCCUCCAUUCUCACCGACGCAGAUAAAGAAACAGUUAGACGAACUGUUCCGAAGCCGUCAAGUAAGAUUCUCGCAGUUGCAGUAGCUAGACUCUACGUUGCGCUCCCAAACUCUCAGAAAUGGACAUAUACCGGGCUGCAAGGCGCCGCCGUGCUCGCGAAUGACUUGGUUGGGCAUACAUUCUGGAUAAAACUGGUUGAUGUCUCGCCUGCAGGCAGAGGGAUUCUAUGGGACCAGGAAAUCUACGAUGGAUUCGCAUAUAACCAGGAUAGAACAUUCUUCCACACAUUCGAGCUUGAAGACUGCCUUGCUGGCCUAUCGUUUGCAGACGAAAAGGAAGCUAAAACGUUUAUGAAGAAAGUGCUGGAACGAGAGAAGAGUGCCAGCAAAGAGACCAAGGCCACACCCUUCUCUGCCCCUCGCGGUCAGGCACCGGCACCAGUAUCGAACGGCAAAAGCCAUGGUCGGUUUGGCAUAGUGGGCAGCCUCUUACACGGCCAUCGAUCUUCUUCAGCGCCAAAUCCUCCAGAGUCCGCUGCUGCUCCAAGACAACGGCCGACCAAUGCUCCGCCCGCUGCCCCUACGAGCGAUGAGAAGGCAUCUUCGCCGCUCGAUACCGUGGACCCGUCAUGGAGAGGCCUCCUUGAUGAGUUGAAGGCUAUGGGUAUUACAGAAGAGCAGAUAGCAGAGAACUCAGAUUUUAUCAAAGCAUAUAUCGAACAGAAGCAACAAGCCAACGAACUCGACGGCGCCGGCGCAGAGAGUACCUCGCAAGACGCAGCGAAGAGAUCAAAGGCGCCUCCUCCACCUCCCCCAUCAGCUCCGCCACCGCAAAUAUCCAAAUCUCAACCCAUCAGCCCGCAGAAUACCGGUCGACGGGGAGCUCCUCCGCCCCCGCCUCCGACCAGACGAGCUCGACCAGAUGCUCCUCCCUCUCCGCCCCCUCCAAGGGAACAAUCACCACCACCAUCUCCCCAGCGAGAGCCGUCUCCUCCACGGCCAAGGUUCCGAGCACCUCCUCCAAUCGCGGAUGCCGGCAAAUAUGCCCAUCUCCCUGGACCUACUCCACCAACACGGAAUCGUGCUUCGUCUGGCUCAAAUUUAGCCAACCCUGGGCCUCCUCCACCUCCACGGCCCCCGAAAACUCCAGAAGACAACCGUUCUUCAAUCCAAUCCAACCGAAAGGUAUCAGCACCUGUCCCUCCUCCAAGCCGAUUGCCAGCUCCUCUCCCACCGCGCGGCGAUUCAAGCUCGAUAUCUCCGCCGCCAUUACCUCCAAAGACACCGCAUGCUACUCACGUUUCACCACCGCCGCCCCCUCCGCCUCCUCCGCAGCGAAGUCCAGCUCCUCCAUCUCCACCUCCACGACAGGUCCCCUCAAUAUCUGCGCCAUCUCAUCCUCCGCCUCCACCAUUACCUACUAUCAAUGCGCCUGUACCACCUCCUCCACCACCUCCACUCCCGCAUACAUCUACUUCCGUGCCAGUAGCACCUCCUCCGCCUCCACCACCACCACCUCCUCCAGUAUCAGGCGGACCAUCUGCGCCUCCGCCUCCGCCCCCUCCCCCACCACCUGGUGGCUCUGCGCCUGCUCUACACAAACCCGCUGCGGAUAAGGAUGACUUAUUAGCCUCGAUCCGAGCUUCUAGCGGACGUGGCCUACGAAAAGUAAGUGAAACAGAAAAGCGUGAUCGAAGCGCGGCUAUUGUUCCAGGUAGCGCUGGGGAUACGCCAUCUGCUGGAUCGCCUGCGCCUGCUGGAGGAAUGAUGGGAGCAAUACAAGAUGCUCUAGCCAAGCGGAAGAAGAAAGUCAGCGCAAGUGAUGACGAGAAAUCAGACGACGAGUGGUGA
Arthroderma uncinatum is the source of this 1854-nucleotide messenger RNA. RefSeq names its product proline-rich protein LAS17. The coding region runs from base 1 to 1854 and encodes 617 amino acids. The record is from RefSeq and is a predicted model, not a curated record. NCBI's taxonomy places the organism in Eukaryota, Fungi, Ascomycota, Eurotiomycetes, Onygenales, Arthrodermataceae. The transcript has 3 exons. Gene Ontology annotation, molecular function: actin binding.